Nomascus leucogenys (northern white-cheeked gibbon) is the source of this 3092-nucleotide messenger RNA. It is a transcript of the gene ARFIP1, whose product is annotated as ARF interacting protein 1. Gene Ontology annotation, biological process: regulation of Arp2/3 complex-mediated actin nucleation; intracellular protein transport. NCBI's taxonomy places the organism in Eukaryota, Metazoa, Chordata, Mammalia, Primates, Hylobatidae. The record is from RefSeq and is a predicted model, not a curated record. Gene Ontology annotation, molecular function: protein domain specific binding; phospholipid binding. Gene Ontology annotation, cellular component: trans-Golgi network membrane.
GGUGCGCUGGCACCACCGAGACGUGGCCGGGCAAGGCCGGAUUGAGGCAGAGAGAGGCCGUACAGGGCCAGGGACAACGCUACUUCCGGUCUCCUCACUUCCGGCUUCGCUGCUCUUGGUGCUGGUUCUGGAGGCCGGGUUGAGAGGUUGCCGGUCCGACUGUCCUCGGCGGUUGGUCAGUGUGAAUUUGUGACAGCUGCAGUUGCUCCCCGCCCCCGAGCUGCCGAGGUGCGUGGGGGAAGGGGAAGAAGGAAAAGGUCCGUGUCGCGUUUCCGCUCACUUCUUGCCAGGGUUGAGGCGAUUCCAGAGAGCGGCGGAAGGGAUAAGCGUCGACUUAGAAGCUACCGAGUUCCCCUAAGACAGGAGUCUACCAUGGCUCAAGAAUCUCCCAAAAAUUCAGCAGCAGAAAUUCCAGUGACUAGUAAUGGAGAAGUUGAUGACUCUUGUGAACAUGGCUUUAAUAGGGAUUUGAAGCAUUCAUUACCAUCUGGACUUGGUCUCUCAGAAACCCAAAUUACAUCUCAUGGCUUUGACAAUACCAAAGAGGGCGUUAUUGAAGCUGGAGCAUUUCAAGGUGGCCAGAGAACACAGACAAAAAGUGGACCAGUUAUUCUAGCAGAUGAAAUUAAAAAUCCUGCAAUGGAAAAGUUAGAACUUGUUAGAAAGUGGAGUCUAAACACCUAUAAGUGUACUCGACAGAUUAUCUCUGAGAAGCUAGGCCGUGGCUCAAGAACUGUGGACCUUGAACUUGAAGCUCAGAUUGAUAUAUUAAGGGAUAACAAGAAAAAAUAUGAAAAUAUUUUAAAACUGGCUCAAACAUUGUCCACCCAGCUUUUCCAGAUGGUACAUACCCAAAGGCAACUUGGAGAUGCAUUUGCUGACCUGAGUUUGAAGUCACUAGAACUUCAUGAAGAAUUUGGCUAUAAUGCCGAUACCCAGAAGCUGCUGGCUAAAAAUGGAGAGACUCUUCUUGGGGCCAUUAAUUUUUUCAUUGCUAGUGUGAACACUUUGGUGAAUAAAACCAUUGAAGAUACAUUAAUGACUGUGAAACAGUAUGAAAGUGCCAGGAUUGAAUAUGAUGCAUAUCGCACUGAUUUGGAAGAACUGAAUCUUGGACCACGUGACGCAAACACUCUGCCAAAGAUUGAGCAGUCACAGCAUCUCUUCCAAGCACAUAAGGAAAAAUAUGAUAAAAUGCGCAAUGAUGUUUCUGUCAAAUUGAAAUUUCUGGAAGAAAAUAAGGUUAAAGUAUUGCACAAUCAGCUGGUCCUUUUCCACAAUGCCAUUGCCGCUUACUUUGCUGGGAAUCAGAAGCAGCUUGAACAGACACUUAAACAGUUCCAUAUCAAAUUGAAAACCCCUGGAGUGGAUGCCCCGUCUUGGCUUGAAGAACAGUAAAAUCACAGCGGAAAAUAAGAAAGUCGUGUUGUUAUAUUUCUAAACAAACCUAACAAGAAUUAAGCAGAGUUGGGGGAAGUGGGAGGGGUGACAAGCAUUAUAGUGAUUCUUGCACAAACAGCUUUAAUUUUUCCCUUUUUCAUACUUUAACAAUUGAACUGUUAAGGGUGGUUUUAAUGUAAACAUAGUUUCUAUAAUCUGAACACAAUAAUUUUCCUUUUUGAGAAAUCCUUUUGUAUUGUGAGGGUUGAUGGCUAUUUCUGUAGUUUGAAAACAUCUAAUAGAGAUUUGCACUGACAAGAUAAAAAUUCAAGGUUUUUGGUCCUGGAAAUGAGGGCCAAUUGUAACUUUUCCAAAGGGAGGUUUACAUGAUUUGUAUCAACAUCAGAUAUUUUAUAUAUGAAUAUAUUAAACAUCUUUAAGAGAUUCAUUUUCAUGUAUUAAAGAAAAAAGAAACUAUUUUGCAGAGUAAAGUUACAUGGUGUUCCUGCAGCGUCCACACAGAGGCAGCAGCUCUAAUGAAUGAUUAGCUUGUGGAGUUGUGGCAAAUACCUUUUUAAAAAUGAAUCUGUACCAUUGUAAUUUUAUUUAGACUUUUUUUUAAAGACACAGAAAUCACACUGUCAUUUCUGUGAGGCUUUUAAGCUUAUGAAUUUGCUUCACCCAAAGUCAUUGGACAGUUACGUUUGCAAUUUCUUUUGGUUCGUAACAAAACCUGCUUAAGAGAAUUUUUUUUUUUGGCAGGUGGACGUGGGAAUGGAAAUUCUUAAUGGUUUCUAGAGUAGAAAUCUGUACUUAGAAAACUAGUUUUUGGGUCAGUUCCAUUUUGAUAGAAGUGAACACAUAGACAGCUUUUAUUGACUUCCAUAUGUAACAACACCGUUUAAGCCUUAAAUCACAGAUAUGUGCCUUCUCAGAUACAGUAAUUCUUGUUCAACCAAUGUACAAAAUCCAUAAAGAAACCCCUGUUGGAUAAUGUUUGAUGUGUCUAUUCCUUCCAUGGAAUGGAGCACUAUGUAUAAAUGUUGGGUUUCUUUGUACUUGUUAAGCCACAUUUGAGGUUUAUGGUAAAAAUCAUCUUUUGAGUUUGCUCUUUGGUUUUUCUUCAUUCCUUUUGAGGAAUGGGAAAACAGAAGGAUUCUUUGAUUUGGGUAAUGAAGAGGUAAUUUGGGACAGUGUGGUGGUACCAGGAAGAAAGAGGAUUGGAAAGGCCAGUACUGUUUUAGUUGCUUGGCACUAUUGGUUUUGUUAUAAUGUGGUUCCCCUGUCCACUACAUGGUUCUAUCAGUGUAGUGUAAUCCAUUUUCAAUGUAAAGCUCUUUCAGUUUUUGUCAUAGACAUAAAUUAAUAUUUUGAGAGGCAUCCCUCACCUGUUCAUUUCUUCUGUGUUGAAAUGAAGUACUUAAAAUUACCGUUAUAAAUGAACUUUGUGGACUGUAAGAUUCGUUAUAUAUGUUCAAAUGCCUUUUAGCUGGCUUUUUAAUUAAUAUGCCUGUUUUGAGCGCUUAAUACAAUGUAAUGUGAUCGUAAAUCAUAAACCUAUUUUAAAUCAUUCCUUCCUGUAUAUUUGUACUCAGAGAGCCUUAUUUUAUUCUUCCAGCAGAAUUACUACUUGUGAUAGUUCAUUUACAUUCCCCAGAAUGUGCCUCUGGUGUGAAUUUUGUAUUCUUAUUAAAAGUGUUUGCUGCAGUAAA